This is a messenger RNA of Magallana angulata, 4024 nucleotides long. Its product is annotated as bcl-2-like protein 1. Gene Ontology annotation, cellular component: mitochondrial outer membrane. Gene Ontology annotation, biological process: intrinsic apoptotic signaling pathway in response to DNA damage; negative regulation of intrinsic apoptotic signaling pathway; extrinsic apoptotic signaling pathway in absence of ligand. Bases 497 to 1066 code for a protein of 189 amino acids. Gene Ontology annotation, molecular function: protein homodimerization activity; protein heterodimerization activity. The record is from RefSeq and is a predicted model, not a curated record. NCBI's taxonomy places the organism in Eukaryota, Metazoa, Mollusca, Bivalvia, Ostreida, Ostreidae. The transcript is spliced from 2 exons.
UUUUUUUCUCACGCAUAUGUCAACAUUUUAAAAUGAAUGCGUCAGCAAUCAAAAAAAGGUUGUCAGUGCCUGUGAAAGCUUUGUGGAAGAUGGUAGUUACUACAAUGGCUCUUGGCAAGGAAUAUACAGGCUGAGCUAAUUGGAUUUAGGAUUUAUAUAUAUACGGCUGGGAGAAUUACUGGCCGCGGUGUAUGGACGAGCAGGGUUGAAGGUUCAUACAUAUAUAAAUACAUAAUUAUACAUGUACACUCGUCCGCUCCCAUAGAUUGAUAUUUACUAGGUAAAGGUAUUCCCUAGGUACACACAUAAGUAAACACGCACACAGGUAGACAUACGUACCUGUUCAGCGCUAUUAGGCGUGAGAUAUUCUCCAGUGUUGUGGUGUGUUUUAAAAAUGUGAAGGAUUCAGUAGCCGUUCGAAACAGACGACCAAAACAAAUCACAAAAUGUGAAAUGUUAGGGAAUGCGUUUAUAUUCUGACAAAAAUGGAUGAAAUAUGGUGAUCGCUAGCCGUAAGAUGGACCGUUUGGGAACGAGAUAUAUUGUGACUGACUACUUGAACCAUCGUCUGUCGAAGAAUGGGCACACAUGGACUCACUGCCCGCCCCUCCUGGAUCCCCCCCUCAAGAUCCACACCACAAUGCGGGACAAGGGGGACGAAUUCGAGGAACUAUACAAGGUCCAGUUCCAGGACUUGGUGGACCAGCUGCACGUGACCCACGAUACGUGUUAUCCCAUGUUUAAGGCGGUGGUUGAGGAACUGUUCCAAGGGGGCACGAAUUGGGGUCGGGUGGUGGCGCUGUUCGCGUUCAGUGGCUCCCUGGCCACGCGCUGUGUGGAGAAAGGGAUGGCGGGACUAGUGGACUCUAUCGUGGACUGGGUGACACAGUUCAUAGAACAGGACCUACGUCAGUGGAUAGACCAGCACGGGGGAUGGCAAGGCUUCGUCGACUUCUACUCGCGGAAGGACCAAUCAAACAAUGACGACAACCCCUGGGUGAAGUACGGGGUCCUAGGAGCCGUGGGGGUAGUGGUGUUGGGGGCAUUGAUGACACAAAGGACGUGAAAUAAGGCCCAGAAAGACGGGACCAAACUCUUCUUCUUAUGCCAGCCCCCAGGGAUGGGGAUCGGUCGCUGCGGAGAACAGCAGACGAUGCCUCGGUCUAAACUUCUGUUAAACAUGGAUGUUGUGACAGCAGUUCCCAAGCUUUCCACAAGAAAAAUCAAUGCCGGAGAUUAUUUCAUUUCUAUCUUAGGUUCUUAUAUAUGGGGCCAACAAUAAGAAAGUGGGUCUAAAUGUCUUUAAAAGAUGCAUAAUUUUUGCAAAAUAUGAUUAAAAGGUGAAAUCCAUUAUUCAGAAAUCUAAAGAAGGUGAUAUUCUUUAUGUUGUGUUGUGAGUUGAGUGUCAGUAGUAGCUGUUUUAUUUUUAUGUACAGAUGAAAGCAAUGUCUGAAGAGAUAGAAUGCCUGAAUUGUUCUACUAGAAUGUGGUAUAUUUGUUUAACAGUACGAAUGACAGAAAUAUUUGUUAACCAAACGUAAAACUAUUGUGUAUUUGUUAACUGAAACAGUACUUGCUGAGGGAACAUAUGGAGGAUUACUGUGUUUGUGUAUGGAACAUUUGAAGAACAAGUAUUUGUUAACAGAACAUGGGAAUUGUAAAGUGUGUGUUGAACAUGAAAUGAGUCUAAUGAUGGCUGAUGCAGAUGUUGUUAUUGUGGGUACAAUGUAUUUUUAUUUUGAAGCUAGAAAUUGUCAAUUUUCACACUUGUCCUUUUUAUUAUUUAUUUUUUGUAAAGAAAGGAAAGAAUGGAGAGAUAGAAUCAUAAGACAAGAAAUGGACGGUAUUCCCUGGAAAUUAUCGCCAUCUUCUCUAGUGUAUAUUUAUAUCCAUUGUCAUUCACAAACAUUAUAAUAUGCCAUUGAAAGGUUUCAAGAACUACUAUGUAAAGUAUCUAAUUGUACUAAUUAUCUUUUAAUCAGCUGCAUAACUUGGUGCCUUUGUUAGGUCGUCCUCUGUGAUGUAGCAGCUUAUUUCUUAGCAUACACACUUACACUUCAUGGCUUAACUUAGGGCAUUACUGGUAUGUAAGAAAAAAACACAGAAUUCUACAAAUAGAGGUUGUACAAAUAGUGGCCGUACCAUACCUUCAGAAUUAUUUUUGUCAUGAUGUAUAAAGUCUAACUCUAUAUUUGAUGAUUUCAUGAAUAUUAAUACAUGAUUUCAGAAUUCAAGGAAGUUUCUAUUCCAGAUCUUUACUCCUAAUUAUUUUAGGGUGGAAUCAAUGUUAAGAAUGAUCCCAACUGAAAGAUUUGUUUAUUUAAAAAAAAUAUAUUUUUAAUUUGGGGAGGGGGUAUAUUUAAAUGAAUCAUAAGUAAGAAGUGUACAUGAAAAUGUAUAAAUUACUAGUAGCUACAUUGAAUUUAAGUCAGAAUUUUUUUGGGGUUUUUUUUUUUUGCUGUCGCAGGGAAAUGGUUUCUUUCAUGAAUUGCUGAUAUAGACCGAAUAUAAAAAUUACUAUGAAUUACAUGAAGAAGGGGGAAAUAUAGUUUCAAAUUUACGGCAUGGUACUUUAUACCCCAAAACUCGCUUUAGUUGGUCAGUUUGUAGAGCUGAAUAUUAAUCCCAUGGCUUAUUUUUCUAUUUUGGUGAAAGAAGAUACAGAAAAUCACUAGCUGUUAAACUAGAGUUGUUAUUUUUUGCAAGCGUUUACAACAAACACCUCAAAAUCAGUUGCACUUUAAGUUUCUGAUGUAAUGCCACUACAGGUCUUUCAUUUUUUUUUUUUUUGAGUGAAAACCAGGUUAUUUUUAAAAUUGCUCUUGACAAGCAAGAAUGGUAUAUUUCUGCUAUUUUGAAAGCAUUACUUAUCUUAGUGGAUGGGCGUUUCCUCUUAAAAGUUGUAAAAUUGUAUAAUCUGGACGACGCUGUAACAGAAAGCUGUUACUGUCUGCUGACAAGUGUGUAAACUUUGUUUUGAAAAACACGAUUUCUCUGGCUUUCUUCAUUGCUCCAUGUAGAUAAUACACAGUGACUGUAGUUUUGACCUACAUUGACCAUAGCAUCCAUCCAUGGUGACCCAUAAUGGUACCGUAGGUCAUAUUCCUCUAAGUUUGCAGAACCCUUCACCAUGUAGUAAUGCAAUCUGAUCACUCUCUUCUCUCAUCUAAAGAAAAGAGCUUAUUGUGUCAAUCACAACCUGUGCUUUUUAUCAUGCUAUAUGAUGCUAUACUACAUAUAUAUUUACAAUAUAUACAUGAAUGUACUUGUACAAAGAAUUUUGUAAUUUACAAAAGUUUCAUUCAUUAUUGACCAUAUUUCAUUUUUUAAAUUAUUAAAUUCAGUCUCCAUGUAACACCUGGAUUGCUGUUUAAAUAAGGCAGUCAGGUUUCCAUAGGUUUAAGGUAGGAGAUCUAUCAAUCAAGAAGGAUAACUGUUGAUGUGCCAUUCUAUUAAGUUGUAACAAUAACUUUGGUACAUGUUGGAGUGUGAAAAAUUCGAAUGAAAAGAGGUUUUUUGUGUGAAUACACGACCGAACCAAAAGUUAGUUAAGUGUUGUCCGUUAUUAUUUAAUGCAAGUGUAAGAAACUCAGAAAAUAUGGAAAGUUUGGAGGAAUAGAACAUUUUUUUAAAUCUGUAAGCUUUUGUCCUGAUAGUCUCUACAAGGUGAAAUGAGAAAGAGUCUCACAGAUUAUGUUCUUUGUGAGCUCAACAAUUAUAUUUAAGUACACCUUAAUAUGGGUUACAUAUCAGUUAAUAAAAUUAGGUGCAUUAUAGUUUUGUAAAUUAGAUUUUCUUUUAAUUAAAUGUUUGAGUGCAUAGUAUACACAAAAUGAAGACAAGCUGAAUGUUAAACUGAUCUUAAAUGACAUGAAAACAUUCUAUGUUGGCAGCCAUAUUGUUUUUUGUUAUAUAUAUACUUUUGUGUUUUAAGCAUAUUCAUUUCUCCAUUCUUAUUGUUAUUGUCAGCCUCUGAAAAAUGUUUAAGUAGUAUGUGAAUAUUAAAUUAUUUCUGAAUGAAAAA